Molecule: messenger RNA, 642 nt
Organism: Populus euphratica (Euphrates poplar)
Lineage: Eukaryota; Viridiplantae; Streptophyta; Magnoliopsida; Malpighiales; Salicaceae
Exons: 1
Coding region: 1-642 (213 amino acids)
Source: RefSeq, a predicted model, not a curated record
AUGGGGAAACGAAGGAAAUCAAAAUUCAGUGUCUUCGCCUGUCUUCCGCAAGCAGCAUCUCCUGUCACGUUCCAGAGUCCACCAACCAGCCCUCGCAUGGCCAAUACUGACAGAGGUUUGUCUGGUCGGAUCGUAUCGCUUGUUCCAAAGGAGGCUAGAAGAAACGCUAGGAGUGGAACCUUUGAUGAUGCACAAGAGCCCACUUCCCCAAAAGUUUCAUGCACGGGCAAAGUCAAGAACAAAAGCAAGAAAAAACCGCAAGCAACUAAGUCAGACUCUUGUCCUAAACCAACACCAACCGUUUUCAAAGGAAAGAAACAAGGUCUGCAAUCUGAUCAUACCUCUCGUGGGAGGCCGCCUGUUGCAGAUAAACCUCCUUCUUUAGGUCACAUGAAUCAGUUCUCGAGCAAUUGUGGCGUGUUAAGAGAUUUUGAUUGGAAGGCUCAUGAUGUUUCAGGGAUGCCAGAUAACUCAACUAAUAGUUCAUAUGAUGAGAAGAACGGAGAUAAAGAGAAGGUGUUUAUUGUAGUGGAAGUGGAUGAAGACAUUCCUAGAGAGCCAAAGAAACAAGUAGAAUUGUGGAGGAGAAGAAGCAGGACUCCUCCUGGACCUCUUCAAUUGGAGAAACAAGCACGUUGUUAA